AGGUGCGGGGGGAGGGAGGGGUGGCGCCCGCGAACAUGGCGAAGACGUACGACUACCUCUUCAAGCUGCUGCUGAUCGGCGACUCGGGCGUGGGGAAGACGUGCGCGCUCUUCCGCUUCUCGGAGGACGCCUUCAACGCCACCUUUAUCUCCACCAUUGGUAUCGAUUUUAAAAUUAGAACCAUAGAGCUAGACGGCAAGAGAAUUAAACUACAGAUAUGGGACACCGCCGGGCAGGAGCGAUUCCGAACCAUCACGACCGCCUACUACAGGGGAGCAAUGGGCAUUAUGUUAGUCUACGACAUCACCAAUGAAAAAUCUUUUGAAAAUAUUCGGAACUGGGUCAGGAAUAUCGAAGAGCACGCCUCUCCAGAUGUUGAAAAGAUGAUCCUUGGGAACAAAUGCGACGCAAAUGACAAAAGACAAGUUUCCAGAGAGCAAGGGGAGAAGCUUGCCGCAAGUUUUGGAAUUAAAUUUAUGGAGACCAGCGCAAAAGCAAACAUAAACAUAGAGGACGCAUUUUUCACUCUUGCAAGAGAUAUCAAAGCAAAAAUGGACAAGAAGUUGGAAGGUAAUAGCCCGCAAGGCAGCAACCAGGGAGUCAAAAUCACACCAGACCAGCAAAAGAAAAGCAGCUUUUUCCGAUGUGUUCUUCUGUGAGGGACACGGCCUUAAUCUGAGCAUCCGCUCGGCUGAACUGGACUGUGCCUGUUCUGAGUGAGAUUCUCUGUCGGUGGACUUAGCAUUUUCAACAUACCUUGUCACUUUGUGACCAUCUGAAUAAGAAAUUGUUUAUUUUAGUAAUUGUGUGACUCUUCAAUUUUGGAGAUGAAACAAGUUUAUUUUUGUCAGAUUGCCACUGGGCACGUGUAUUGUCUAGCAGAGGGAGGACAGAUCAAACGGGACCUGUGAUACAGCGCCUUUGCUGACAGGCUUCGGUCUUUCUGUCCCUAUCUGUAAUGUAUCCAAAUCAGAAAGAUUUAAGCGAUGAUCAAAAUAAGAAACUGAAAUGCCAAUAUUAGUACCGUGCAGGUAUGUGUAUGCGAUAACACGCGCGUGGCCGUGUCUGUCGAUGCAGCUAGAACAACCUCAUCGAAGCACCCACUAAAUGCACUUGGUAAGCAGUACAGGCUCCUACCUUUGCAGAAGGUAGAAGGAAGCUUUCUGCAUUUCUGCCUCUCUGCUACUGCAGAGAAAACCCUUUACCUGCCUGUUACUUACUCAGUUGCGUUACUCUAGACAAUCCACCAGUACAAUUGAAGUUUUUUAAAAAAAAAAAAUCCUCCUCAAAGGAAUCUAUUUUUUUAAAAAACCAAAGCGUGCUGUAAAUAUAGUGGAUCCUGACCGUCAGGAGUUACUUUAUCCACGUUAGACUUGACUGUGCUUGAUUAACUACUCCAGGCGUUCGGACACGUGUGACAGGUGACAGCUCCAGCGAGUCCCGUGCCACUCGUCUGUCAUCCGUUGUAAGAGAAACGCCCCUGGCUCGGGUGGGGACACUUCUCAAAGUUUGUAACGUUACAGGGGGUGGCUUUUUCUCCUCCAGUUGAGAACGACUCCAGAUCUGUCAUGAUGUAGUAGCUAAAAUUGUGACAAGAAAAUGUAUUGCACUGCUUCCAGUCGUGUGUUCUCAUACACAAUUUCUCACAUAUGCAAAUAAAUGUUGCACAUACACUUUCUGAAAACAAACUUUUCUAAACUGAGAUUUGCCUUUCUGCUGCGGGUCGAUCAUUUCGGAUGUCGAGCAGCAACAAACCUGUUAAUAGCGUGCAUCAAUGCAAACGAUGUUUAGUCCUCAGUGGAAAUAUUCUAUGUAUUUACUCCUAUAAACACAGUCUAUUACAUUCCGAUGUAUAAAAUGUAACGGCCAAGUAAAGCUCGGUAGCGAAUUGCUCUCAGCUCAGAGGCUGUAAGCCUGACUCUUAAUCAGCCUGACACAUGGAGCCAGUAAGAGCCAUCUACUUUGAAGUCUGCUGUCAAGUAAUUGAACUACGGUAUAUUUAAUUCAGAUGAACAUAUAUAUCAGCUGUGUCCUGCAACUCACUGGAAUUGUUAACGUGCUUUGUUUACAUUGACAACUGCACUUAAGGGUAAAAUUAAAGCUGAUUUUAAAGUUAA
This is a messenger RNA of Phalacrocorax carbo (great cormorant), 2117 nucleotides long. The record is from RefSeq and is a predicted model, not a curated record. NCBI's taxonomy places the organism in Eukaryota, Metazoa, Chordata, Aves, Suliformes, Phalacrocoracidae.